Messenger RNA from Xenopus laevis (African clawed frog), 5025 nucleotides. It is a transcript of the gene urb2.L, whose product is annotated as URB2 ribosome biogenesis 2 homolog L homeolog. Bases 175 to 4770 code for a protein of 1531 amino acids. The record is from RefSeq and is a predicted model, not a curated record. The transcript has 10 exons. Lineage: Eukaryota; Metazoa; Chordata; Amphibia; Anura; Pipidae.
AUAGCCGCCUUUGAGGUUGUGACGUAAUAUUAGUGCGCCACAAACAAAACUCUUUUGCAUACGUCGAUGCGCUGAAUCAAAGUGACGGCACUAAGAAGCACGUGUUGUCAGUGGAAUAUGUGAACUGCUUUGCCAACCUUGAAAGUUUUGUAUCGAGCAGAAAAAGCUAAUCAAAUGGCUGCGCUUUAUUCUGGGAUUCACCUCAAACUGAAAAAUUCAAAGGUUCCCUGGGAGGACAAAUUAAAACUAGCCCAUUUUGCUUGGAUUUCUCAGCAGUACUUCAUUCCAAACAAAGAACAGGUUUUACUUGAUUGGGUUUGUCACACUCUGAUUGCUAACUGCACCAAAAAACUGGAUCUGAAGGAUGAUACAGAACAGAAGCUAUGGAGCUUCCUAGACAAUAUUCUACAUAGCAAGAAGCUGCAAAAUUUGUUGAAGAAGGGCAAAUCUUUAAACCUUCGCUUCACUAUAGCUCAGGUUAUAAAUGAUUUUAUUGAAUCCUCUUGCACUCCGAAAGAACCACAGACUGGCAUUGUCACUGUCCUUAGCUGCUGUCAUGCAAUUCUCUCAACUCCAGCUCUUGCCUUUGUAUACACUGCUAAGUGUGAGCUCAUCGUGGAACUGCUAAGUAAGCUGUCUGUAUUGGCUUGUCGUUGUUUGACUUUAAAAGAUCCUAUCACACAUCAAGUGCUCGAAGUGCUUCUGGUAUCUUUAAACCAAUACAUUAUGAUACAGAGGCAGCAGAACAACCCAAACAGAAUAUUUUGCCAAGUUGUGGCACAACUUUUCCAACCCUUAUUGAUAUUAAGGCACACCUUAAGUAAUCAUUCUUGGGAUAGAGAUAAGGACAGUGGUUUAAGCAUCCUGUGCAGUAAGGAAAUCCGUUGCAAAGCAGAAGCUGUUCUGCAAAUGGGCCUUUUUCAGGCUGAGCUCAUUUCUUCUUACAAAGAGGAGUUACUCACUGAGAAAGACUGUUUGGAGAAGAAAAAAGUGCCCCUCAAAAUUCUUUUAACACCUGUUUGCUCUCUGCUGUCAAAGUUAGAGGAUUCUCAUUUUUGUGAACAAGAAACAUAUCACUCUGUUGUAUCGAGUUCAAUACCUCUCCUUUAUAAACUGUUUCUAAAUUCCUACUGCAGAGAUGGAAAUCAACUGGUCUGCUUUAACAUGCUGGUCAGGCUUUAUGAGUGCCUUCAGACAACAGUCAUUCAAGAACAAAAUGAUCAACAUGUGCCAAACUUGAACAUAGGUCUAUAUGCUCUUGAUCAGAUUUUAAGCCAGGUCAUCAGUAAUGAUAUAUACAAUACUGCUGUGGAUCGAAUAAGGCACCAAGAAGUUCAAUUUAAUUUCUACAGCAAAUUAGCAAAAAAGCUUAUAUUCAGCUAUCGGGCUUCUGUACCUGCUUGGUUCCGUUGUCUAAAGGAUUUACUCUUGUUAAAUCACCUAAUUGUAGAACCUGAUAUGGAAGAACUUGUUUCAUAUGCCUGGGUUUAUGCAGACAUUUCAGACAUGCGGAUAAGAAAGGCACAGGAAAUAUUAAUUGCUAGUUUGCUUGAGACUUAUGCAAAGCUCCGCCAGUUCCCAAAACUAUUUAAAGUUGUUCUACUAGCAAUAUGUCGCCCAGCAACUGGUGAACAGAAACAUCUAGUUUUGUCUCCUGCUCUAACACAGCAUUUUGUAGCUUCUCUUAUUGAACUUCCACCAAAUCAGAUCUUGGAUAUAUGGACAAUGAUUCUGGAAAGAUGCUCUUCUGAUGUUCUUCCACUCAUUAAAAAUGAACCUGAUACAUCACUUAAAUUGAUAACUCUUAGUGCUAUUUUGCAUUGUUUGCUAUUUAACAUGAAGAGUAUUGACAAUAAUACUCCACUGCCUGUUAUAGUACGCCUUCAAGAUUUAAUGCGGAAAAUGAUGGAUGAACUAAUACAACCCUCACUCGAUCUUAUUAAUGAUCAUGUCAUAGAAACAUCCCCAGCACUAUGGCUUCUGACACUUUGUGAUUCAACUCUGCUGUUAAUAUACACUUGGCUAGAAGUAAAUACUAUGAUAGUAUUGAACUGCAGUAAGUAUACAUCCCAGCUGCUUAAAGGACCUGUUGAAACACAACUCAUUUUGGAACAGUGGGACUUUUCAGCACUUUUAGGAAAUAAAAGCUGUUGGGAAAAAAUACUGACACUGACUAUGGCAUCAAAUGCAGCAAGCAAGUACUAUUUAGGACUACUUUCUGUGCAGAAAUUAAAACACAUUUUAAUGCAAAUCCGUUUUCCAAGUGAGACUGUUAUUAGUUCACUUAAAACAAUUGCAUCUUUUGUUUUUAAUCUCAGAGUUGACCUUGUGAUACCUGAGAAGUCUGAAUGCUGGGGGGGCAGUGCAAUCACAGUUAACAAGGAUUCUUUCCUAGUGGCCUACUGGCACCUAAUUGCAUCAAACCUUUUAAUUCUACAUCCAUACAUUUCAGCUGAAGAAACCAAAACUGUAGCAGAUUUUCUUCUUGAAACACUGUUAUUGGCAAAAAGUGAAGAAGACCCAGAAGAGCUUGAACAAGUAAUUACUUUCAAAAAUAUAUCUGUUAGCUUGCUACAGAGUGAUGUCUUUGCAGAGAUGCGGGCCUUGCAAUGUGCUUUUAUCACCAGCAUCAUAAAAAAAUGUGCAGCUAUAAUGCAGGAUGAGAAUAACAAUAUAAGUGAGAUAUUUACUCUUCUUUCUUCAGACACUUUACAUUGGCAUGAGGAAGUUUUUUCUUCUAACAGAAAAGUAUCAAAAGAGAGUGAAAAUACUACUCCUGAUAAUGCUUCCCUUUGUUGUAUAAACAUGGAAAAUGCUGCUAAAAAGAUAUUGUCUAUGACAAGCAGUAAAAAUGGUAUUGGCUUAAGUGCCUCUCAUACCACUCAGCUUGUGGAUGUGAUUAGUUUUCUAACUGAGAUCAAACCUGACAGUCUCACACCAUUAGAUCAAAGCCGAUGCUUUCUCUUGCUGCUUUCUUCAGCCAGAGCAGACAGUUCUCCCAGGACCCUUCAUCAUCUAACACUCUGUUAUAAAAUCCUGUCAUGUCUACUUGAUGGAAAACAUUCCACUGCUGUGUUCAAACUUCUAUAUGCUAGUGACAUUCUUGAAAUUGUUUUUAAUUCACUUUUAAAAGCUAAUUGGAAUCAUUAUGAAGAAGUUGGGAGAAAUCAGGGUUGGUUGGAAUUUGUUGAGAUUCUGCAUUCUUUUUUCGAAUCCUUUUUAAAACUGAUUGUAGAGAGAAAGCAGAGUGUUCUUAUUAAUCUGGAAAAAUGUACAGCCUUCUUGCUGACUUCUGUACCUUCUUCAGCUGACAUAUGCUGGACCUCUACAGUGCGUCACUUGUUUUUAGUGGCUGUCAAUACUUUGUGCAAGGUUAUAACAUCUUUGCUCCUCGAGCAACGUGCCAACAAACAGCGGGCUGAAGUAUUUGCUUCUCUCUUGCAACACGUUGUUUUAAAAAUGGGUACAGCAGUCAAUCAAAGCUUAAAGAUCAGUGUCACUACUCGUCUGCUGCCAUCUUUCCUUGUAUCAUGCAUGACCAGUCUUCUGGAAGCUGAAUUAAGCUGUUUGUCGCUUAUGGACACAAGUAACAUGAAACUGGAAAACUAUAAGAACAAAAAAGAGCUUCUAAACAUUGAACUGUAUAAAAGGUUUUCCUCCCAAAUCAUGAAGGAACUUUGCUACGCUGAUAAUCAGAAUGUAUUUCUGAAAUCUUCUUUGCAUUAUUUGGCAAAAUGCAUUACAGCAAAGGAAAUCUGUAUUUCUCAGGAAAGUGCUGUCCUCACAAUGUUUAGUUCUGUUAAGAAGCUACUGACUGCUCCAUGGAUUAAUGUUCAGAUCACUGAGAGCAUACAUGAAGAAGUAAGUGAACUUUUUAAUCAGAUGGAACAAAACUGCAGCAAUGAGGAAUUCUAUACAAUGCUAAAGCUGGCCCUCCAAUGGCUGGAAGUCCGAAACUUGUGGGAAAAAAAUGAUAAGGAUCCUUUUGCAGGUAUCACAGUUAUCAAGUUGCUUCUAGCUUGCUACUUGAAUGAAGACAACAGAAAACUGUUCUGGUUUUCAGCACCCCAAGUCAUUACAUCAUUAGUGACUCUAAGCAAAGAAGCUUGCAGAAACCGCUUAAUGCUCCACACUAUUGUUGUACCUGCACUGGAGGUGAUUGCUCUAUUAUUAAGGCAGGGAGAAGUGUUCCUAACAAAUCCUCACCAUAUCACACUCUCCUUCGACAUUCUUUUAGCAGUGCCUCUUGAUCAUUUGAAGGCAGAGGAUUACUACAGCAUAUUUUUGGGAGUUCAUGAAGUUUUGUUCUCUAUACUGCAGUGUCAUUCUAAGGCUAUGUUAAAAUCGGUACCAUCAUUCCUGAACAGCUUUCACAAAUUAGUUGCAUCUGUAAUGCAUGAAGGAAGGCAGAAAGGAGACAAAGUUUCUCAAAUUUCGUCACCUGAAUUUGAAGUUGUGCUGAAGUGUGCACGAUUAGUGGAACGUAUGUAUACCCACAUUGCAGCAAAGACCGAGGAAUUUACUGUAUUUUCGGCUUUCAUUGUUUCCCAAUACAUAAAUGAACUUCAGAAGGUGACCCUGAAUUCUGUGGUAAAAAAACACUUAACUGAAGGAAUUUUCCAUAUUCUGGACCUGUGUAUUGAACGAGAUAUCAAAUUCUUAAAUGCAUCUUUACCUAUGGGAGUAAAAGAAGUGUUCAAAGAGUUGUACAAUGAGUUUACUCACUACUAUAAAACAAAGAACCAAGCAGAUGAAAAAUAUAAAGCCUGAAAAGGGGAAUUUAUAUUAAUGUAUAACACCUGAAUAAAUAAUUGUGAAUAUGACUUGUACUUUUAUAUUUGUACUUCACUUUUAUAUUUGUAUUCGUAUCCUUACAUGUUAAUACCCAGCGUGUUAUUGGUUUCUGUUCAGCCAGCUGAGAAGUUUAAAAUGAUCGCACCGCAUACCUUCUCCCUGAAAGAAUUUGUUUGCAAAAUUAAAUAACCAAUAUAAACAAAUGGACGAUAUUAAACAUAUUUGAAACUG